Tigriopus californicus is the source of this 1058-nucleotide messenger RNA. RefSeq lists its product as uncharacterized. The coding region runs from base 132 to 761 and encodes 209 amino acids. The record is from RefSeq and is a predicted model, not a curated record. The transcript has 2 exons. Lineage: Eukaryota; Metazoa; Arthropoda; Copepoda; Harpacticoida; Harpacticidae.
UGUAUGUCUCCUCUCAGUGGGUUGGGCACAGGUAACAUGAAAGAACCGGUUAAGGUUUCUGGUGAGAUUGCCGCUUUUAUCCAAGUUUGGCGGUGGAAAAUUCGAAUUUCCCAUUGCAGUCAGAUCAAGAGAUGUUUUUUUCUGUGGUGAAACAGAUCACUUCAAAAUGCAUUGUCCUAAGUACAUUGUCCAUCCGUUUGUCUCACUUGGAGAAGAUCACGCAUGUCCAAGUGAACACUGCGGAGACUCCUCAGGUAAUCUUUGAUGAUGCCCAAAAUGUCGUCUACUUCUCGACCAGUGUCUGGUCGAAUGUCCAAGGAAUGAUGAACAAUCUGAAGGAACCCGGGACUACAGCACUCCCACAACAAGGAUACUUGGGUUGUGUGGUCUCGUUUUGGUGGACGCUUCACAUUCAGAUUGGGGAGACCAGAAGAUGGAGAUUGAGAAGGCGGAAUCGGCGAAGCUUGAGGUUGGGAACUCAAAAUAGAUUGAUCAAAAUUUUGACGAAAGCCUCUGACUUUAAGUCGUGCUUUGUCGAAAUUGUCCUCAUGGGCGUCCAGGUCCUUGUCGAUAUCAUUGUCAUCCGCAUCCGGGUGACACAUCACCGCCUCUUCUGCAUCCUGGAACCGAUUGAGUUUCGACUCCCACGUCUGAAGUUUGAGCUCCAAAAGGUAGGGGUCAGUGCCAUCAACAUGAGUUUGAAUAGCAUCAAGAGCUGCCCUUUUAGCUCAUAUGGUCACUCCAUUGAAACCUUUUCAUGAGGACUUCAGGUUCAAUACUCCCUCACGGUUAUCCAUAAUCAACAAAAGGAAUUCCCUUGCGUCAAGUUAAACCAGGCACAGAUGUUCCCAGAUCCAAGAAGAUGAUUUCUCUCAAAGGGAUAUGAUCCGACCAACACUCGGGGAAAUAAAGGAUGAAAUUCACCAAUUAGAAUAUCUAAUGCACGUAAAUCGCGAUCCCAUCCACACGUAGUUGGCUACCGACUGCGCCACGGAAUGAUUAGUGCCGUGGCUUAACUAUAUAAGAUUUAUUCGGGAAGACUGAAGAGAGAACCGUUC